UUACUCCUAAGUAGUAUUAAGUUAAUAUUUUUUUUAUAGGGAUCUGAACAUAUUGACAGCUGUUACUUCGGCCAAAUUUAGAGAAGUGACUGCAGGUGUAGAUGGUUUCAUGGUCUACGACACACGUCUAGUUCCAAUUAUGAAUCGUGUCCUGGGGGUCUUAGGAAAGAAUCAAAUUCACAAACUUCGCGAUGACAGAAUUAUAGCCGAAGACCUUCUGGAAAUGCCAUCUGGCAACUCUGGAAGAUAAUGGCGAGGUCAUUACUAGAGGGAUGGUACAGACAAUGAUUAAAGACUUCCUCAACUCCGCUGAGUCGCUGGAUGGCAUCAUUCCAAUGAGUUCUCCUGAAGAUAAAGAAAGACUACAAACUGCAGCUGAGAUAUUUGAAGAAAUUGUAACUAAGAGAGAGUUCCCAGAAUUUAUAACAACUUACCUAAAUCAAGAUCACACUUUCCUGAAAUAUCAGAGAAUUUAUGAAAAUUAGGUAGUUUUUUAGAGAAUUAACUUUGGUUGAGGUAUUAAUUUCUUAUAGGGAAUAGUGUUGAUGAAAACAUUUUGUAAAAUU
Molecule: messenger RNA, 566 nt
Organism: Macrobrachium nipponense
Lineage: Eukaryota; Metazoa; Arthropoda; Malacostraca; Decapoda; Palaemonidae
Biological process (GO): glyoxylate cycle
Cellular component (GO): cytoplasm
Molecular function (GO): malate synthase activity
Source: RefSeq, a predicted model, not a curated record